AUGGUGCGGUACUGCAGUACUCGUGGCGGGGUCCAUGGCUGGGACUUUAGGAACGUGCUCUUCUCCGGGUACGCUCCAGAUGGAGGCAUGUUCAUGCCAGAAACGCUGCCUGUGCUGGGCCCUGACGUCCUUCGAUCCUGGAGGGGGUUGACCUACACCAAGGUAGUGGUGGAGGUGGCAUCACUUUUUAUCCCUGCUCAGCUUAUGCCCAGAGACGACCUGGAGGACCUUGUAGAUAAAGCCUUCUCUGGCUUCUCUGUGCCAGACGUAAUCAGAAUAGCCCGACUCAAAGAAGGUCUGUCCAUCUUGGAGCUCUUCCAUGGAGAUACUUUGGCUUUUAAGGACUUGGCUAUGACCUGUACAUCUGGGGACACAGGUGGCUCAGCCAUCCAGAGUGCAAAAGGUCUACCUGGUUUGGAUGUGAUAGUGGUUUAUCCCCGAGGACGCAUCACUCCGGUGCAAGAGAAGCACAUGAUCACCUGCCUGGAGGAUAAUGUCCAUGAGCUGGUGAGGUCCCACACCCUCAUGAGCCUGAACUCUGUCAACUGGUCCAGGGUCAUGAUCCAGCUCGCCCACUUCAUAUACGCUUACCUGAAACUCAGCGGUAUAGAGCAGGCUGAGGAUGGCGGCGCCCUGCCAGAGCUGGAGGUCGUGGUUCCCACCGGGGGGGCGGGAAACAUUGCAGCUGGAUGUAUCGUUAAACAGAUGGGAUUGCCCUUGAAGCUGGUUGCCAUGGUGAAUUCGAAUGAUAUAGUUCACCGGACGGUAACCACAGGUGACUUUUCCAUGGCGCCUAAUGUCACACAAACUCUGGCCCCUGCUAUAGAUAUUCAGGACCCGUACAACAUGGAGCGAGUGUUCUGGCUUCUGCUGGGCAGAGAUGGUGCUACAGUGAAGACUAUGAUGGAGACGUUUCAGUCUUCACGUAGACAUGAGCUGCCUGAAAACCUCUGCAAACUGCUGGCAGAAACUCUAACGUCUGGCACCGUGAAUGAUGAGGGAAUCUUGGAGACCAUGAGGAGGUGCUGGAAGGAGAACCAAUACGUGUUGUGUCCACACACAGCCGUGGCAGUAUGGCAUCACUACAACUGCCCUCACAGCCCCAGUCUGAACAGGUGUUACAUUGCAACAGCAUCUCCAGCCAAGUUCCAGGCAACAGUUCUGAAGGCAGGCCUGCCCUUUGAUUUGCCCGAGCCAGUUCAGGCAUUGGAUAAACUUCCUACUCGUUACCAGAACUUGGAAAAGACCCUUAAGUGGAGCCAAGAUUGGGCAGACAGACUGAAAGAAUGCAUCUGCCAUGUGAGCAAAGUCAGGAAUAACAAAGGCAUUUAUUACAAUUGA
This is a messenger RNA of Menidia menidia (Atlantic silverside), 1341 nucleotides long. NCBI's taxonomy places the organism in Eukaryota, Metazoa, Chordata, Actinopteri, Atheriniformes, Atherinopsidae. The record is from the annotation of a GenBank genome assembly.